Aspergillus saccharolyticus JOP 1030-1 is the source of this 3469-nucleotide messenger RNA. Its product is annotated as Na+/H+ antiporter Nha1. Gene Ontology annotation, cellular component: plasma membrane. Gene Ontology annotation, biological process: proton export across plasma membrane; intracellular potassium ion homeostasis; sodium ion export across plasma membrane. Gene Ontology annotation, molecular function: sodium:proton antiporter activity. The record is from RefSeq and is a predicted model, not a curated record. The transcript has a single exon. Bases 133 to 3336 code for a protein of 1067 amino acids. Lineage: Eukaryota; Fungi; Ascomycota; Eurotiomycetes; Eurotiales; Aspergillaceae.
CGGCGCAUCGACUCACAUGCGCCCGUGGAGGAGGAAUUUCGGCUACAUCAAUCUAAUUUCACUUCCUUGAUCAUCAACACCGCCACUGGUACAAUUCGCGUGCGAUUUCGUGUGCUUCCCGCCGUCGCAGUCAUGGCGUGGGAUCAUUUGGAUAUCGAUAAGCCUCAUUUGGCCUACAUGAUUCUGGGUGGCUUUACCAGUCUGUUCAUGUUAUGUUCGCUCUUUGUCAAGGAGAAGCUGUACAUCGGUGAAGCCACUGUUGCCACGCUGUGUGGUAUUAUCUUUGGGCCCCAUGCGGCCGACCUGUUCAAUCCAUUGUCGUGGGGCAAUGUCGACAAGAUUACGCUGGAAUGCUCGCGCAUUGUCCUGGUCGUUCAGUGCUUCGCCGUCGGAGUCGAACUGCCCAAGGCCUACAUGGAACGACAUUGGAAGUCUGUGUUUUUGCUGCUGGUGCCCGUCAUGACUUGGGGAUGGCUGGUAACGAGUCUCUUUAUCUGGUGGAUGGUGCCACCCCUCUCGUGGCUCGAAAGUCUGAUUUGCGCCUCGUGUGUCACCGCUACGGACCCCGUCCUCGCGUCCUCGGUCGUCGGUAAAGGCAAAUUCGCCCGUCGAGUUCCCAAGCACCUGAGAGACUUGUUGUCCGCCGAGUCCGGCUGCAACGACGGCAUGGCCUUCCCGUUCAUCUACCUGGGUUACUACAUCUGGCGCUACCGGCCCAAUGCCGGAGAGGUGUCGCUCAACUGGUUCUGUAUCACCAUUCUCUACGAGUGUGUUUUCGGAGCAGUCUAUGGGUUCAUCAUAGGGUAUCUGGCCCGCCACGCGAUCAAGCUCGCCGAACGGAAGGGGCUCAUUGAUCGCGAGAGUUUCCUCGUGUUUUACUUUGUGCUGGCUGUCUUCUGUGCCGGCUCGGGUAGUCUCCUGGGCAUGGACGACCUCCUGAUUGGCUUUUCUGCUGGUGUGGGCUUCAGUAACGACGGGUGGUUCACGGAGAAGACGGAGGAGUCUCAUGUAUCCAACGUCAUUGAUCUUCUGCUCAACUUGGCGUAUUUUGUGUAUUUCGGGUCGAUCAUUCCCUGGGAGGACUACAACAACCCUUCGAUUGGUCUGGUGCCCUGGCGACUGGUCGUGAUCGCGAUAUUGGUCAUCUUUUUCCGUCGGAUUCCCAUUAUGUUGAUACUGAAACCAAUCAUCCCGGAUGUGAAAACUUGGCGCGAAGCGUUGUUUGCGGGCCACUUUGGGCCGAUUGGUGUCGGUGCGAUUUUUGCGUCGAUUCUCGCGCGCGCGGAAUUGGAGGGCCAGGGCACCGACCCUUUGGGAGAAUCAGAGCUUCCAAAGACGGGCUCUUCCAAUUACUAUAUCGUUCAGCUCAUCUGGCCGAUCACCACGUUCAUGGUCAUUUCCUCGAUUUUGGUUCAUGGCUCCUCCAUCGCCGUCUUCACACUCGGCAAGCGGAUCAACACCCUCACCAUUACCCUGUCGUACACCACCGCCAACGAGGAAGGUCCCUCCUGGAUGAAUCGUCUGCCGCGGGUGCAGUCUCUGGCCAAGGGUUCCAUGUCGUUCCGCAAACCGGAUGAGGGCGACGAGUCCUCCAACGAACCGGAGUAUCCUCCGGGUACUUUGCCUCCGAUCGGAGUCCCAGGCAACUUCUUGCGUCGCCAGAAGGAUGACGAGACUGAAUCAACACGUGUCCGGUCGACUAGUAGGACUCGCAGAAGACGCCGUAGACGCAACGAUGGAGCCGGCGGCCCGAUCAGUCAGUCGGCGAUCGCGCCCCAGCGGACCGCAGAUACUGAAGAAUCCGAAAAGCAAGAAGAACGCGAGGAGGAGGAAGAACGCGACAGGAUUGAACGGGAAGCCUCUCCUCCCACCCGGGAACGGGAUCGAUUCGGACGGGAGCCAAUCAUGGAAGUGUAUCUGGAGGGCCAUAAUAUGAUCAUGGAGGAUGAGGAGGGCAAUGUCCUCAAGGUCGAGGACAUCAGUCAUCUUUCCGCAGAAGAGCAGAAGCAACAUAUCGAAGAACAGCGCCAAAGGCUGCAGCACCACAACAACGGUGAAUUCGCCCCGUCGCGUUCCCAGCCCCAUGAGAAGAACGAAGGGGAAGAGCUUGAAAAGACUCUGGAGAAAAAGGCCGAACAGUCGGUCGAGAAGACUCGGAAGAAGUUUGGGAAUUGGAUGAAGUUCGGCAAGGGUGGUAGUCGUGUUCAAGAGCCCGUUCACACUCCUGAGGAGAAGGCUGCCGCUAAGCGUCGGGCUGAAAAGGAAGCCCACAAGCGCAAGGGCAAGGGUCGCUCCGCCCACGCCUACCAAUUUGGCAACACGAUUAUUGUCGAGGACGAAGAUGGCGAGGUUAUCAAGAAGUACUCGCUUCCCGCCAAGGAAAAGCCAAAGCCUGAGGGCAAUGCUCCGGUCCGACGAGGACUGACCCGCAUGGGAACCUGGUUCGGCAUGGAGGAAGAGGGUGACAGCUCGCAAGCGGCGCGCAAGGCGGCGCAGGACGAGUGGAUGGCGGAUGAUGGUCUGCGUUUCACUCUCGCUGACGAUAGCGACCUCGGCAAGCGGGGCAUUGAGCACAAGGGUCGUCGCAUGACCAAGCACGAAUUUGCCCAGCAGAUCCGCAACCUGGACCCGAAGGCGCGUCGCGAUGUGGUGGAAGAAACCGAUGCUCCCGAGCGGGUCAAGAACGUUGCUCGCCAGGAGGCCGAGAAGGUGGAAGAGCAGGAGCGUCGCAAGUCGGAUCCCGGCGUCACACCGUCCGUUCCCGUUUUCGACGAUGAUUCCGGGACUGAAACCGACCUCAGCGACGCUGAAUCGGGCCACGGCGUUCCUGGCGAGAACAUCGCUGCGUCUCUGGCCCGGUUCAGUCGUGGUACCGCUGCCGACGAGCGGCGGAGUCGCCAUGUCAGCCCCAAGUCAUCGCCCACGAAGACGCAAGCUCGGUCGAGAAGAGACUCGGAGGACGACGGGACCGAGCGUGUGCCGCCAGCUCAACUGCGGGAGGCGGCUGGUCUAUCCCGGCCGCCGCAGCAAGCGGAUGACGAAACUGGCGAGACGCCCGCUGAACGCCGUCGUCGUCUGGCCGCUCUGGGUGAGAUCAACAACUCGGACGACUCGGACGAUUCCGACACUCCGGUAGACGAAUCGGACAGUGAGAACACCGGUGCGAACCAGAGCCGGGUCCAGUUCGCGGAUGGCACGAAGGACAGCCGGCAGCAGUCGUUCAAUGGGGGUGGCUCCGGUGACGCGCAGGAGACGGGAUCGACCUACUCGCGCCAUAGUCGCAGUCAGAGUCGUCGCAGCAUUUCUUGGGGAGGAGAGAAAGGGCGGGAAACUUAGGGGAAGAUGAAGAUAGAGAUGGAGAUGAAGCUGAAAGGGGGGGGAAGGUGUAUGUAUAGACAGCAGAGAGGUGGAAAAGGGGUAAGGCGGUGAACGCCCACGUUUGUGGCUGUGAGUGUGCUUUUGCUGCCUU